CCGUAAAAUGUUUACCACUGUCGUAAACGAAACAGGAAUCACCUGCGGUUAACGUGAAGCGUGCAGUUCAUUAAACCAUCUUAUACUGAGUAUUUAGUUUAUUAUUUUUUGGUUAUCUAAGAUCACAUAGACAAGAGGACAAGAGUGACCGAUUACGACUCGCAAGGAUGUUUAAAAAAUUUGAUGAAAAGGAAAAUGUUUCAAACUGUAUUCAGCUGAAGACAUCUGUAAUUAAGGGUAUAAAGAAUCAACUGUUAGAUCAGUUUCCCAACAUUGAUGAUUGGCUCAACCAGAUAAUGCCCAAAAAGGACCCAGUCAAAAUUGUGAGAUGUCAUGAGCAUAUUGAGAUUCUUACGGUAAAUGGAGAGCUGCUCUUCUUCAGACAAAGAGAGGGGCCUUUCUAUCCCACCCUCAGACUUCUACACAAAUAUCCCUUCAUCCUGCCACACCAGCAAGUAGAUAAAGGAGCCAUCAAAUUUGUUCUGAGUGGAGCCAAUAUCAUGUGCCCAGGCCUUACAUCACCAGGAGCCAAACUCUACCCUGCUGACACAGACACAGUAGUUGCCAUAAUGGCAGAAGGGAAGCAGCAUGCACUCUGUGUGGGAGUCAUGAAGAUGUCUGCAGAUGACAUAGAGAAAGUAAACAAGGGAAUUGGAAUCGAGAACGUUCACUAUCUGAAUGAUGGACUGUGGCACAUGAAGACGUAUAAGUAAUGACAGACAUGAGGAUGUGGUGGAACUGUUUGGACCCCUUGUCACCAGGCUGCUACUGUUUACAUGAAUGGACUCAACUGUCUACCAUACCGAAAGCUUUGAAAACAACCCCAUUUUAAUGCACGAAUAAAACCCGCAUUCAAGUCA
Messenger RNA from Megalobrama amblycephala (Wuchang bream), 860 nucleotides. It is a transcript of the gene mcts1, whose product is annotated as MCTS1 re-initiation and release factor. The record is from RefSeq and is a predicted model, not a curated record. Gene Ontology annotation, molecular function: RNA binding. Gene Ontology annotation, biological process: formation of translation preinitiation complex. Bases 168 to 713 code for a protein of 181 amino acids. The transcript is spliced from 6 exons. Lineage: Eukaryota; Metazoa; Chordata; Actinopteri; Cypriniformes; Xenocyprididae.